GCGGCGAACGACGUCUUACCUUCAUAGUGAAUAGUUUACCGCACCACGGACAAAAAUAUUUAGCGUCGUGAUCCGGAUGCACCUUAUGCUUGUUAUAUUCAGUUAAGGAGUAAUAAAAUAUUUUAUGAAUUUUGCGACAUGGCUAAACUUUUUGUUCCUUAUUAUAUUACAAGACGUUUAUAUUCUGGAGGCGGAGGGAUAACAGCUCGAAAAUAUGUUUUAACAAAAUAUUUUAAAGGGGAACCUAAGAUAAGCGACUUUCAAGUUAUAGAAGAAAAACUUCCAGAUUUAAAAGAAGGCGAAAUUUUAACUGAAGCGGAGUAUCUUAGUGUCGAUCCUUACAUGCGCGCCUAUAUGAUUGGCUACAAGUUACCUACUGACAUGAUUGGAGGCCAAGUUGCAAAAAUUAUAGCAAGUCGCAACAAAAACUAUCCUGUAGGUAAAUAUGUAGUUGGAUCUUUUGGAUGGCGCACACAUACCGUGUGUGAUCCGAAAGUACCGGAAAAACUUGGAUUUAUACCAAUCACUUUGUUGCCUGACAUUGACCCACAUCCUCGAUCUUUAGGUUUGGGUGUAUUGGGAAUGCCUGGCAAUACUGCUCAUUUCGGCCUAAAAGAGAUAUGUCGGCCAAAACCAGGGGAAACAAUUGCAAUUACCGGAGCAGCUGGUGCUGUUGGGUCUCAUGUUGGGCAGAUUGGUAAAAUGCUUGGCUGCAAAGUUAUUGGCUUCGCAGGCAGCGAUGAAAAAUGUCAAUAUUUAAAAAAAGAAUUGGGCUUUGAUCACGCUUUUAAUUAUAAAAGUGCAAAUAUUAGACAAGCUCUAAAAGAAGGCGCACCUCAACGUAUAGAUUGUUAUUUCGAUAAUGUGGGUGGCGAAAUUAGUACAGCUAUAAUGAAUCAUAUGAAUAAAAACGGGCGUGUUGCGGUUUGUGGUUCGGUAUCAUCUUACAAUGACGAAAAAUUACCUAAAGUGACAAUCUUACAGCCAGCAAUCGUUUUUAAGGAACUUGUAGUGGAAGGAUUUUUAGUUAAUCGAUGGGUCGACCGUUGGAAUGAAGGUAUUACUGCCAAUCUCAAAUUGUUGAAUGAAGGAAAACUUAAAUAUCAGGAGAAAGUAUAUCACGGAUUUGAUAAUAUGGUUGAUGCAUUAGUAGGCAUGUUACAAGGUGAAAAUACUGGAAAGGCGAUUGUCAAAGUAAAAUAGUUUAUUAAUCUGUAAGUGAUUCAUGAUUGUUUCAACACUGUUAGAUUAGCCACGCAACUGGGCGAUAUUGCCGGCGACUUGGCCGCAAAUAAAGGCGUCAAGGGAAUACUUUGUAAGUGCAUAUGGUACAGAAAGUUUGCAGGGUCUGGCUGCAUGGAUCUAUCAUAGUAAAUUACAGAAACUUUACUUAUUAUACCACUUUUCACAAGGCUCGUUUUGCAAUCGAUUUUCACUUGGAAGAGUGGCUGUUAGCGGUCGACGUUUGAACAUACUAAUUAGUAUAUUCCAUUAAUUACCUGUUUUUUUCAUACGUUGAUAUUGUACUCCGCUACGCGUCGUGCUGUCUCCUAUCUAUAUCUGUCAUUACAUAUAGUUCCUGUACGAAGUAAUAGGUGGUGCUAUAUGAUAAUUAGCGACUCCGUUAUUUGUGUUCAUAUAUAUUAAUUGUAAGUAUCUCCCUGCACUGCCUGAGUCAAUUACGGCUUAUGAUAUUCGCUGACAGCCGCUGCUAUAUAAACAUCUGUUAAGUAAAAAUCAAAUCUUCUGUAUUGCAACAUUAAUGUAAAUAAGUUUAUAUCUUAGUGUUAUAACGUCGUCGUAGUAAAGUGCCUUUAUGAAAACAGUUAAAUAUCGAUACAUGUUUCGAGCAUUAAUAUCGUUCAUAAUAAAUAAAUAAAAU
Achroia grisella is the source of this 1882-nucleotide messenger RNA. Its product is annotated as prostaglandin reductase 1-like. Bases 139 to 1203 code for a protein of 354 amino acids. Gene Ontology annotation, cellular component: cytoplasm. Lineage: Eukaryota; Metazoa; Arthropoda; Insecta; Lepidoptera; Pyralidae. Gene Ontology annotation, molecular function: 2-alkenal reductase [NAD(P)H] activity; 15-oxoprostaglandin 13-reductase [NAD(P)+] activity. Gene Ontology annotation, biological process: prostaglandin metabolic process. The transcript is spliced from 8 exons. The record is from RefSeq and is a predicted model, not a curated record.